GCUGCCAACCACUACCGGAAGUGACAUGUGCAGCGCCGGAAGUGACGAUAGUUUUCCCCUUCCGCUCCCGUAACCUCGUCUCCUCCGAAUCCUGGAGCUCUGAGAGGAAAAUGGCCGCUGUGGAGUCGGAGCUGCGCGAUCCAGACAUGGAGGAAGCCGACGCAUCUGAAAAAAGUGGCAUUGAAGAAAAUGGCGAGGUUUCAGAAGAUGGUCAACCUCAGAGCAAGCACAGUAAACAUAAGAAAAAGAAGCAUAAGCAUCGCAGCAAGCACAAAAAACACAAACAUUCUUCUGAAGAAGACAAGGACAAAAAACAUAAACAUAAACACAAGCAUAAGAAGCACAAGCGGAAAGAAAUAAUAGAUACUGACAAAGAUGAUAAUUCACCAUCAAAGAGAGCAAAGCUGGAUGACUUUGCUUUAUUGGAAGACUUGGAAAAGAAAAGGGCUAUGAUAAAAGCAGAGCUUGAGAAUGAAUUAAUGGAGGGUAAAGUGCAUUCUGGCAUGGGUUUAAUAUUGCAGGGUUACAAUUCUGGUUCUGAAGAGGAAGGAGAGAUCAAUGACAAGAUUCGAAAUGGAAAAAGGGCAUCAAUAAAAUCAAAUGCGAAGGGGAAGCAGCAUCCGAAUUCAAAAACAGUUUCUAAGAGAACUAGGAGUAAGUCCAAAGAAAAGACUAAACACAAGUCAGAAAAGAAAAAAACUAAAGUCAACUCUGAAACUCCUAAAGAAAAAGUACCAAGAAGUAAGUCAAAGGAGAGAAGGAAAUCUAAAAGUCCUUCUAAAAGAAACAAAUCCCAAGAUCAAGUGAAAAAGUCUCCACCAUUGCGCAGACAGUCCCCAGAAAAAAACAGGAAAUCUCAAUCUCCCUUAGAAGAUAGAAUAAGGUUAAGGGACCAGAAGAAAUCUCCUAUAGCUAGCGAGAGCAAGACUAGAGAUCGUAGUAGGAAGUCCAAAUCCCCUGUACCCAGAAGAAGCAAAUCGAAGGAAAGGAGAUCAAGAUCAGUGGAACGUAAACUAAGGAGAUCUGAUAUAGACAGGGACAAAAAACCUGUCAAGUCUCCUUCAAAAGAUGCUUCUUCAGGCAAAGAGAACCGCUCACCAGGCCGCCGGCCAGCCCGCAGCCCAAAAGCAAGAAGUCUUAGUCCUAAACAACGUGAUAGGAUGGUAAGGCAUAGUCGAUCUCCAUUUACACAUGAGAAAAAGUCUAAACAAUCCCCUGCUCGAACACAGUCCCCAACAAGAAGAGCAAAAAGUAAAUCUAUAGAAAGGAAACGACGUGAACCAGAGAGGAGAAGAUUGUCUUCUCCCAGAGCGAGAGGCAGAGAUGAAGGCCUUGCAAGACAUGAAAGGGCAAAAGAAGCUAGCCCUUCUCGAUGGUCCCCUUCUAGAAGACGUUUAAGCAGAUCUCCUGGACGAAGAAGGUCACGUUCACCCCUCAGACGGAGUAGAUCGCCAAGGAGAAGAAGUCGAUCUCCUCUUAGAAGGUAUAGAAACAGAAGAAGUAGAUCACGUAUGAGGAGGAGAUCACAUUCCCGAGGAGGACGAAGCCGCCGAAGGAGAAGCAGAAGCAAAGAUAAAGAAGAUAAAUUCAAAGGAAGCCUUUCUGAAGGAAUGAAGGUGGAACAGGAAUCUUCAGAUGAUGACCUUGAAGAUUUUGAUGUUGAAGAAGAAGAUGAGGAGGCUCUUAUUGAGCAAAGACGACAGCAGAGGCUAGCUAUCGUAGAAAAAUACCUAAAAGAAGACAGCAAUAUGUCUGUUAACUCAGAGCCGAGCAGUCCACAGAGUAGUGCACGGAGUCGUUCUCCUUCUCCAGAUGAUAUUCUCGAGCGGGUUGCAGCAGAUGUGAAGGAAUAUGAACGAGAGAAUUUGGAUAACUUUGAGGCUUCCGUAAAAGCCAAACACAACCUUAUGACCGAACAGAAUAAUGGUGCUGCACAGAAAAAAAUAUCUGCUCCUGACAUGUUUACAGAAUCUGAUGACAUGUUUGCAGCAUAUUUUGAUAGUGCUCGUUUUAGAGCUGCCGGUAUUGGAAAGGACUUCAAGGAAAAUCCCAACUUGAGAGAUAACUGGACUGAUGCUGAAGGCUAUUACCGUGUUAACAUAGGUGAAAUUUUGGAGAAACGAUAUAAUGUCUAUGGAUAUACUGGACAAGGUGUAUUCAGUAAUGUUGUGCGUGCUCGAGACAUGGCAAGAGCUAGUCAAGAGGUUGCAGUUAAAAUCAUUAGAAACAAUGAAUUAAUGCAAAAAACUGGUUUAAAAGAAUUGGAGUUUCUGAAGAAGCUGAAUGAUGCUGACCCAGAUGACAAAUUUCACUGCUUGCGUUUGUUUCGUCACUUUUACCAUAAGCAGCACUUGUGUCUGGUGUUUGAACCACUAAGUAUGAACCUGAGAGAAGUUUUGAAGAAGUAUGGUAAAGAUGUAGGCUUACAUAUCAAAGCUGUCAGGUCGUACAGUCAGCAGCUCUUUUUGGCUUUAAAGCUUCUGAAAAGAUGCAACAUACUUCAUGCUGAUAUUAAACCUGAUAACAUACUGGUGAACGAGUCUAAAACCAUUCUUAAACUUUGUGACUUUGGCUCUGCAUCACAUGUGGCAGACAACGAUAUUACACCAUAUCUUGUUAGUAGAUUUUACAGAGCUCCUGAAAUCAUAAUUGGUAAAAUUUAUGAUUAUGGAAUAGACAUGUGGUCUGUUGGUUGUACAUUAUAUGAACUGUACACUGGAAAAAUCUUGUUUCCUGGAAAAACUAAUAACCACAUGCUAAAAUUAGCAAUGGACCUAAAAGGAAAAAUGCCAAACAAGAUGAUUCGAAAAGGCGUGUUUAAGGACCAACACUUCGAUUCAAAUUUGAAUUUCAUGUACAUUGAAGUUGACAAAGUCACAGAAAGGGAGAAAGUUACUGUCAUGAGCACUAUUAACCCAACAAAGGACCUGUUGGCCGAUUUAAUUGGAUGCCAGAGGCUACCAGAAGAGCAGCGUAAAAAAGUUCACCAGCUAAAAGACUUAUUAGAUCAGAUACUGAUGCUGGACCCGGCAAAGCGAAUAAGCAUCAAUCAAGCACUUCAGCAUCCUUUCAUUCAGGAAAAGAUCUAAAUGUGGGAAAUGGUUUGAAAAGUUCACACCCGGACUGAAGACCUUCCACAGCAGCUUGUUAAUGUAUAUAAACAUAUAAAUAUUUCCCUUGCAAAGUUGAGGAAGCUUGUAUUGUUUGAAUUAAAACCAAGGGUUUAUUUUACUUAUUUUUUUCUCUAUGAACUGUAUAAAUAAUUGUGAUAUCUGUACUUUUUCACCAUAGAAAUGCUUGUAUUUGUCAGAACUGUAUACUCUAAUACAGUUGGCUUUGAAGCUUAUGUUUGUGAAAAAUCCACUUGCAAUUUAAUGUUUGGAUGUAAGAUUUUAUUUUUAGCAGUCACGGCUCAUUUAUUUUUUAUUUUUUUUAUUUAGUUUUGAACGAAUACAUGACCAGCAUAAAUGCUGUUUAUAUUCACAUUUUCCUAGGUUGCGUGCGCAGGCCUCAGCAGCAUGCCCUUGGUCUAGUCAGUGCCGAAAGGAGGCCUAUUCCUUCUUGAGCCUGCCUGCAGGGAUGGUCUCUUCUUUUAAAGCAGGUUGUGUACAACUUACAGUGCACUGAAGGUAAGCUAAACCAUCAAACAUCACUGGUUUUUUAAGAUGUCAUUUAGAUAUAAUGUCAUUUGACAGACAAAUUUGGUAGCAAAAUGUGGCACCAUUCUGCUCCUGCAUGUUUCACAAAUGGCCUACUGUUUGUUCUUUUGUAAUCUUUUAAGUUGGACAAUAUUUGUGGUAUCUCAAAUCAAAGUUUCUCUCCAUUUGUUUUUAGUGGAGCUUGUGCACUUGAUGGGGUGUGCCUUCAGUGUACUGUUUCUUAAUCGUUUUCUGUUUUGUAUGAAUCAGUUUUUUUUUUUCCCCUUUUAAAUCCAUUAACUUACAACAAAAAUCUGCAAUGUCCACAUAGUUACAGUUACAUUUCAGACGUUUAAAGAUGUAGGGGCUAUCUUUUAGCAGUUUUAAGCAUUCAAAACCUUUUGACAGCACUAUACAGAGGUUAGAGAGGGGAGUGUACGGACACCUUGCACUUUGGUCAAGCAAACUGCAUGACCAAGAAAAAACGUCUCUAGAUGUCCCAUGUGCAGAGAUGGCAAGUGCUCGAGAUUUGUUCCCAGAUAUCUCUGUUUUGUAUCAGACAAUAGCUUGAACUGUCAAUCACAGCUGAGAGGAGGUGCUGGAGAAACACUCAAUACAACAAGCUCUGGGCACCUUACGCAAAGAGCCAGUCUCAUGAGCACUUAAAGGGGUACUCCGCCCCUAGACAUCUUAUCCCCUAUCCAAAGGAUAGGGGAUAAGAUGUCAGAUCGCCGCUGUCCAGCUGCUGGGGACCCCGGGGAUCGCUGCUGCAGCACCCCGCUAUCAUUACUGCACAGAGCAAGAUCGCUCUGCACAUAAUGACGGGCAAUACAGGGGCCGGAGCAGCGUGACGUCAUGGCUCUGCCCCUCAUGACAUCACGGCCCGUCCCCUUAAUGCAAGUCUAUGGUAGGGGGCGUGACGACCGCGGAGGGGCGGAGCCGUGACGUAACGAUGCUCCGGCCCCUGUAUUGCCCGUCAUUAUGUGCAGAGCGAUCUUGCUCUGCGCAGUAAUGAUAGCGGGGUGCUGCAGCAGCGGGACCCCGGCGAUCUGACAUCUUAUCCCCUAUCCCCUAUGUCUUGAUGCAGCAGCCAAAACAUCAAGACAUUUUCACAGUUGUGAUUUGUGUGACCAAAACACAAGGUAUCAUGACAGUCCCCUCCCUGUCCUCUGUAUAAUGCUGUCCGUUUUGAGCCCUUAAAAUUCUGUCUGUUAAAAUUCACUCAUGUGUAUCCCUUAACAGCGCAAAAGGGACAUGUCUUUUCUGACCAAGGGCAUGUAACAAGAAGCUCCCUUUUAUGCUGUUGGUAGGUUCUGAUUAAAAUAAUAAUUUUUUGUUUGUUUCAUUGUUCAUGAUCAUGUUGUCUUUCAAUACAGGCAUAAACUCUCCACUCUUGAGCAAAGCAGCUGCUUUUUAUAAGCGGUAAUUGCUUCUUUACCUUUUUAUUUCUCUUGUAAAUGAAUCUGUUUGUUACAAAAUGUCUACAUGAUGUUCCUUUUGAAUAAACCAUUGAGACUCACUUAUUGUCAAGUGACAGAUGUUCUACUGCAUGUUCAGUGACUCAUGCAGAUAUCUGUAUGUUUUCAGUAUGCAUCCUUAGAUAAUAAAGUCUUUUGUGAACAAGGUUAUCUGUAGCCAUUUCUAAAGCAUUCAUUUUGGAUCAUAGCUGAUAAAUUGGGUAGUACCACUUCUAGUUGAUCCAUUUAUUUCAGUAGUAGACUGUGGUUUAUUGUUAUGUAUGCUGUAUUUGGAGAAAGAGGCUACUGAUGAGUAGAUUCCCAUGGCUCUUGACUUUUACAAUACCAAAUAAAUUUGUAAUGCCCAUA
This is a messenger RNA of Hyla sarda, 5464 nucleotides long. It is a transcript of the gene PRP4K, whose product is annotated as pre-mRNA processing factor 4B. The coding region runs from base 111 to 3089 and encodes 992 amino acids. The transcript is spliced from 15 exons. NCBI's taxonomy places the organism in Eukaryota, Metazoa, Chordata, Amphibia, Anura, Hylidae. Gene Ontology annotation, biological process: mRNA cis splicing, via spliceosome; peptidyl-threonine phosphorylation; peptidyl-serine phosphorylation. The record is from RefSeq and is a predicted model, not a curated record. Gene Ontology annotation, molecular function: ATP binding; protein serine/threonine kinase activity.